AUGAUGGAGGCAUUGAGUGAAACACCACGAGCAUCAGUCGAGUCACUGGUUACAGUGGACUCGAUUGCAAAUGCACUGCGAGAUAUUCUCCCGUCAAUCAACGCAGACACAGCGACUCUGAAAAUGGUGAUGGAGAAGCUCGCGGUUCGUUUCGGUAUGGACUUUAUAGACUUGAAAGCAAAGUGGAGAGCUCAAAUUAAGGCGCUUUUGCCGGACAUGAUGGAUUUAUGUGCGGGUGGAACCAUGUGUGGAAAUGAUAAUGAGGAUACGCAAGUUUCUACCAAAGAGGACGACAAAGCAGUUGAUUUUCGUCCGAGCAGGAAGCGCAGUGCGAAGAAACGCAAUGGAGUUGGAGAUCCAUAUCGACACCAAGUUGUCGGUGAUAGUGCGACAAGUGAAAGCAGUGCAGAUAGCUCAAAAUCGGGCGAUGAAGAGGAUGAUGCUGACGACGACAUUGCCCCUGUCAAAGAGGAACGAAAAGCGACCGAUAGCAGCCAGAAGAAGAAGCGAAAGAGCAAAGGUGUCGUGCCACCGCCAAAAAAGUCCAAGAUAACACAGCAGCCAGAUUCUGCAGGUAUUGCUUCGUUGAAAGAACUUGGCCGCGCAGCAGGUGUUCUCAAUCCACAAGUGUACAGAUUGCUAAAACAUACUGCGUCAGCUGCGGACGCAGAGAAGAUUCUGCGUGAUCGAUUGCACGAUGCCGAUAUUUGUUUCGCCGGCUUGUAUCCUUCAAGUCGCGAAAUAAGCGCGGCGAGGAGAAAGCGCGUAAAGGAGAAAGAGCUGGAGGGAAUUGACACAAGCUUGAUUAUCUCGGGUGGACGAUCGCGUCGUGGAGCGUUGUCGCGCAAGUCUUACGAAAAAGAGCGUAUUGACAGUGAAGAAGAUGAUGUUAAAGAGGAGGACGAAGAAGCGGACGACGACGACGACAAUAAGAAAAAUGUCGGUGCCAAGAGCUCUGCCAUUAGCGACUCGGACUCUUCGGAGGCGUCGUUUUAG
Molecule: messenger RNA, 996 nt
Organism: Peronospora belbahrii
Lineage: Eukaryota; Oomycota; Peronosporomycetes; Peronosporales; Peronosporaceae
Source: the annotation of a GenBank genome assembly